GAUUAUUUUAAUUAGUACGAGUUGGACAUUCACGCAGUUUAAUAUUCGGGAAUCGCUUUUCGAUCGUUUUUUCUGUGCGAAAACUUCUAAGUAAAAACUUUCUAAAUUAGUAAAAAUUUCAAAGUCCAGUUGUGCGUUCGUAGGCUACCCAAAUUUUAGUGAAUUUAAAUCAAGUGUAACAAUGGAAUCUUCCCCAAGGUGUGGCACCUUACCAAUGCCGCCUCCAAUGCCUUCAGCACUGCCAACACGUCGAUUGCAAACUCAGAUGCAAGAAGCACCAGCUUGCGUUCAAAAUGCAAUGAUGACCAAGGACAAGAAACCAUUUACUUACACACCAGGUGGUAUUGAUUUAUCGCAAAUUAAGUCGCCGCGAAUGGCACGAAGAAUCGAAAGAAAUGCGAACUGUGAAGGUGUAACGAAUGUACCGAAAGUCUCACCUCUCGCUCAACCAAAUAAAACAAAUUUACCAUCGGUUGUACCGUCUGGCAUGCCAGUUCAAGUGUUUCCUACCGGUCCGCCAGCUCCUCCUCCUCCACCACCCAAACAACUUCAAAAUGAUGUUAACAGAAACACGAACGGCACACAGCGAACAGAGAAAACGCCAAUAAAGAACUUUGAACCACCGCCGAUCGGAUUUCGACCGGAAAUUAAAAUACCGCCGAACCCAAUGGCUAGCUUAAAGCCGGCACCAAAGCCACAAAUUAAAAAUGAUUUUUGGGUUGAAGAGUACAAAAAGGAGCGGUCUAAGAGUCCGCUCGUUCAAAAAGAAGAUCAAAAUAACAUCACAUCGAACGACUCAUCUAACACAGAACAAUCACUAACACCGAAAAUCGAAAGUCCAACGAUUAAUUCUGUACAAUCAGUGGAACAACGUCCUAACACACCGAAACGACAACCGAGUCCGCAACGUAUUUUAACACCUACUGCAGAAUCUCCGAUGCCGCAUUGUGAAUCUCCAUCAUCGAAAGCCGGCUUAUCACGGGUUGAUAGUCCAUUUUCAAGUCAACAGCCCAAUCCUUCUCUACCGAAGCCGCUGAGUCCGAUUAAACUGGACAUUUCGAGUCCGAAGCCGGUGGAAAAUCAGAAGCAACCAGAAGAGGUCCUCUCGAGGCAACAGCGUGAACAAAUCCAUCAGCAAGAAGUUCUAGAUCAAAUCAGACGACAACAGAGGUGGCAAUCGCAAAACAUUCAGCAACAACAGCAACAGCAGCAGCAACAACAACAGCUGCUCCAGCAGCAGCAAUAUGAACAACAGCUCAGACAACAGCAGCAACAACAAGAACAAUAUCAACAGCAGCUUAGACAGCAGCAACUACAACAGCAGCAACUACAACAGCAGCAACAACAGCAGCAACAACUUUACCAACAACAACAAAGAGAAAUGCAGCAGCAACAACAAUUAAAACAAGCUCAACAGCAACAACAGCUUAAGAGGCCUGAUGCACAACCAAUUCAAAAUGUCAACGUUGGUGCGUACAACACCCCGUCACCAUCACACUCCGAAGCGUUUUCUUUAUUGACUCAAGAAACACCUCAAUGGAUGGCCAGACGAGGAACCACAAAAGAAACUCCUGAGUGGGUAGAUCGAGACGAUAGUUCUGCUAAAAAUAAACCAACUUCGCAAGAGGAACGGCCGCAGCAAAACGCUCCCAAGGAACGAAUUAUCCCAAUUCAAAUUGAAAGAACUCCACCAGUAUCAUCCGGUGGUUUCGACUAUCCGCAAACAUAUUUCAACAACUCAAACUUUGCCGGAUCUCCCGUACAAAAUCCAAACAAAUUCGUUGACCAGGGCUACUCAAAUUUUGCACCAUCAUCUCAACCAUCUGUUCGAGUGGGUAGAACAGUGCCGAUAAAAGUGGAUGGACAGAUAAGCCCGUUUAAUGUAACUGUAUCGGAUCCGAUGUCACAGUCACCAGUCGUUAUGCAGAAAGGCAAUCAUAAAUUUAUUAUUCACGACUGUCCCUUUGAAGCCGAGCUACGCUUCAGAAAAAAUAGGCUCAGCGAUCCACGUACCCUUGAACGGCAAACCAGUUGGGGCAACUCAUCACCAAAUCAGUCGAAAUCGUUUCGCGUACUUCAAAAGAUAACCGACCAUGAAACGGAAACGGCAAAUAUGCCAGCCGAACUUCAGGGUCCACAAUAUUCGAAACCGCUUGGGCCAGCUGAUAUGAAUGAAAAUCAGUUGAGAAAGCUGCAGUUGAAUGAAAACGAAAUGAGGCGUUUGAAGAAUAACGCUAAUGACGAAAGAUGGGGUCAAGCGGCACCUACAAAUGGAGCGGAAAACAACGUAGCGACUUCAAGACCAUCUAGACGAUUCGCACAACAACAACACGUCUUCCAACCGGAAGAUCAAUCACAAAACACUUACCAAGCAGACCCAAAACUGUACAGUGGAAGUUCGAUCCCGAGUCGAUCGUUUAAAAUUUUGCAAGCAAUGGUGACGCCGGAAAAUGCAGCUGAAGAUGAAACCUCUGACAUCGAUUCACAGUCACAACUUUGUUUUUCGAAUGAAUCCAAUUCCUACGAUUAUCCCUGUAAUUCCUAUGAAAUCGAUAGUCCUUAUUCCGAUUACGAGUACGUCGCAUUUGACACAACCAAACAAAAUACACAAAUACGAAAGAGUGACAAUUCCCUAUCCAGUAUGGAUAUGCCACAAAUUGUCGUGACUCCGACACCAGAAGAUGAACAAUCGUACCGAGAACAGCAACAGAGCGAAGCGGAAAAUCUUCAAAAAGAGAUCGAGAAUAGAAAUACAUUUAUGAUGCUUUCGCAGAAGUUACGAUCAAUGACGGAGCCUAAUGACGACGACGACGAAAUUUAUUGCGAUAAUAGUCGCUACUCUAGGCAUGACGUUAACAUGCGUCGACGGCUUACGCCCAUAACAGAAUACUCAUCAAGCUCGAGUAACUGCAACAUUUCCAGCCUAGAAACAGAUACAUCGGAUGAGGAAUCUGACCUGGAGACCGAUGACAAGGAGCCGGAGCUACCAGCACGAACACCAUCAUUAAAACGAUUUAAUUCCUCUCUGAAAGUUGCAAAUAGUUUCACUAAUAUGAAAACUGAGACCAAAUCGAAUGACAGUGACACGUCGGACGACGAUGAUGACUCAGAAGAAAGUGAAUCAGAGGAAGAAGAUUCAACUGAUACCGAUAAAGAUCAUGCACAUCAAAUGAUAAAUGGGAAAGAAAAUUUGAAACGACAAUGCAGUGGUCUACUAGGUGUUAUUGCUGAAGAAGAAGAAGCACUUCAACCUAAAACAAGAUCCAGGACAAGUAGCUUCAACAGUACGUCAACUUUGAGUGAUUCAACCACAACUGCUAAAGACAACAGUUCCAAGAAAACGUUUGUAACACCCAAAGAAGAAAAAAUUCAACCAAAAGUUCAACCGAAGAUAGAAAGGAAAGAGGAUACUUGUCAAAGCGAAACUGAGUACGAAACUGAGUACGAAUAUGUAACAGAAACAGAAUACGAAGAGGAAACGGAGUACGAGGAGGAAACGGAAUAUGAAGAAGUUACUGAAUACGAGGAAGUAACCGAAGAAAUUGAAGUAAAGGAAAAAAUCGCAGCCACAAAAUCAAAUGAUAAAAAACCAGCGCCUCAGAUAUCAGUCUGUCAGAAAUUGGCAGAAGAAGAAUCAACGGAAGACGAGUCAACAGAAGAAGAAUCAACGGAAGAAGAAUCGACAGAAGAAGAGUCAACAGAAGAAGAAUCGACGGAUAAAGAAAAGAAAAGUCCUCUUGUUGUGAAGGUCGUAAAUGGAAAGCAGAUACAAAACAAAAAAGCGGAAGAAGAUAAGAAAGAAUCUAUUCAAAAGUGGACACCGCCAGUUAAAGUGGUUCCUAUUGCAAAACCUGCUCCACCUCCUCCACCACCCAAACAGUUUGCUAUAAACGCAAACACGGUAGGGGCACCACGAACUCUGAAUACCACAAUAAAGACUUUCCAGCCACCACCACUUGGAUUUAGACCAGAAAUCAAGAUUCCUCCAAAUCCUAUGACUACACUAAGACGUGUUCCUCAACCAGAACCUAAGAAUGAUUUUUGGAUCGAAGAGUAUAAGAAGGAAAGAUCUGCGGUAAAGAGAAACGAAAAUAGCAAAUGUGAAGAAUCUGAGGAUGACGAUGAGGAAGAAGAUGAUACUGACGAUGAUGAAGAAGAGGAAGUGGAUAAGGAAAAAUACCAAAACAGCUAUUCAAACGUUUCUGUAAAAAUUAAGACUCCAGAACCUAUAGCCAACGAAGUGAAAGCCAGUUUCUCUUUCAGUAGAAAAGACAUCGCCAAAAAUAAAGACGAAGAGAGCAAAUGUCUAGAACUUCCAAUCCACAAACCGGAUAACAAUAAAAACCACAAAAAUUUCAUUCAGCCAUCCGUUUCGGAAAACGAUGUCAGCGUUUCAUUUAGCAUUCCAUCAAGAAGUAGUUCGACUGAGCAUAACAGCUGGCAGAGCAAAGCUUCAUCGUUGGAUGCUUCAAGCUCUAGACCCAGUAUAGAGUAUGAAGAUUCAGAUUCAGAAGUUUCGGUCAACGUAUUUUUGCCGAAACGAGCAUUUACGAAAGAUACUAAUAAGCAGACGACAAACUCGAUUGACUCCAUAGAAAAUAAUGUUAGGAAUACAAUCACUACCUCAGAUAAGCCACUUGUUACUAAUAAACAGAACUCAAUCAACAACACCAUUAAAGAUGAAAAAACUUCGGAAACUUACGAGAACACUGAAUCUGAUGAGAAGGCUGAAGAGCCUAUUAUUUGUGUGCGUGAAAAGAUAGCAAUAUUCGAAAGUCCUGCGCCGUUCAAAAAGCCUGAAAAGACAACUACCAACAAUUCCAAGCCGCCUGGUCCAAUUAGGAGUUAUCUGGCUCCUGUAGCUGAAGUCAAAGUUGUUACAAAGAAACCGUCCUUAGAAGAGUCUGAAAUCGAAGAUGAUUCUGGGGUAACAUCCGAUGUCAGUCGUCAAGACACUGACACCGAAUCAGAAUGUUUCGUCGAACUACGUAAAUUAACACGCUACCAGCGAGCUGCCACACAUUCUCGAUUAUUUAAAUUAUUGCAGGGAGACAAUUUUGACGAAGAAGACGAUGAAAGCAAUGAACCGGUUCAGCCGGUUAAACAAGAGAGAACCAGAGUUGCAUAUAAGCCGAAGAAGAUCGUUCACAACGUUUCGAUAACUCGCAGAACGAAUCCAAAUGCUGUCAAUGAGAUGGAAACUCAUGCACAGCGACGACAACGUUUAUCGUUAAAUUUCCAUCAAAGCUCCAGUAUCGACAAUGAUAAUAUUUCAACGUCACCAUCGUCGCCGGUAAACGAAAAUUUGGUUAAAGAACUUGUCCAAAGUAUACUGAAGAAGGAAGGCAAAAGCCUUCAAAAUGUUCCAACCAGUAGAAUACACGCUGCGGCCAAACGCGUUCUACAAGAGGAUCUGGAUUCGCUGGACAACACAUGCAGUUCAUCUUCAUUCGAAUCCACUCCCGUUCUAACACCACAAGAAUUCAGAGGGGACUAUUCCGAUUACUACGACUCUUGGGACACCGACAAUCGUGAAUCGUACGACAUUUUACCGUCGAAAGCAUUUAAAAAUUUACGGGAUCAGUCCAUUUCCGGUCGAAAGCGACAAUUGUGGGCAGCUCGGUGUCCACGAGUCUUGAGCUCGAAAAGUGUUAAUCGGGAUUUGAGUCAAGUCGUUGAAAAUUGUGAGCCAACGUCUCCCGAUCCAUAUAUUCCAUACACGUUACCACACAAAUCAUCCAAUCGAAAUGUCAGAGGUCUUCAAUAUCACCAGUGAUGAUUGAGAUCCACCUACAUUACAAUAGGCCCCCCGUGCGUGCGCUCUGAUUAAACACGGUUUUAACCAAAUAAGAUGAUGAAUGAAUUAAUUUGGCAAAAGGUCCUGGUCAGUCAGACUUGUGAAAGGAUUCCACAGAAAAUUUUAUAAAAUAUUUUUCUUUUCCGAAAAAUGCUUUUAAAUGCAAUUUGUUUGUCUCCUCUUCUGUUUUUUUUUAUAUAACCUCAUUUCUAAUUGUUUUUUUCAAAAUAAGUAUAAAGUGAUUCGACCGGAUUCGACAGUGAGAGGGAACCAACACAGUAACAGAAAUUCUGCUUCGUAUUUUUUGAUUUCUGAUAAACUUAAGAUGAUAGUGGUACUUAAUUGUUGUUAAAUAAUUUGCAUUUUGUAUAUUUACAAACAGUUAUUGUUUUGUGUGCAAAGCAAAAAUCGUUUUGUUUCUUUUUUCACUACAAUCGGGUUCCCUACUAGAUGAUGAUUCGAUGAUAAACGAAUGCUUUUAGGAACUGACAAGAAAAGAAAUCGGUGCAAUCGAAAUACCACCAUUAUGUCACAAUGAAUUGAUAUCAAAGAAUAAUUUAGAAUAGACCAUGGUCGCGGUCAACGUACCUCAACAAAAUUGAGAUACUGCGAGAAAUCUAACCUGUUACAGACGGCUGUCAUUUGUUAUCGACAACGACAGCAAGAAUAAACGAUAAGCUUUGACUAAUG
Messenger RNA from Bradysia coprophila, 6487 nucleotides. RefSeq lists its product as uncharacterized. The record is from RefSeq and is a predicted model, not a curated record. NCBI's taxonomy places the organism in Eukaryota, Metazoa, Arthropoda, Insecta, Diptera, Sciaridae.